CUUCCGACAAACUUAUUGAGAUGGCUACUACCGAUCAGACUUCUUUUACCGAAGGACAGCUUAAUUUGUUCCAUGAAUUUGAAAAAGAAAGCGAACUUAAAGAGAUGUUCCGUGCAUUUGACAGUGAUAAUGAUGGCUAUGUGUCCAAUUCUGAGCUACGACGUAUGGUUAGCAACCUCGUUGAAGAGCAAACUGAUGAUGAAAUAGACGAUACAAUCCGUAAAGCUGAUAUCAAUGAACAAGGCAAACUCAAUUUUGAAGGGUUUGUUCAAGUUUACGCAACAAUAUAAGAGCAACAUCAGUAGUUACGGCACUCAUUUACAAAAGUGUGGCCAAUAAAUGUGUUUAUAUUAUUUCUAACAAUUGAACCAAUAUAAAUGUAGUGGUUCAUCAGACAUGAGCAAAGAAUAUGUUUAUUUCCCUUCCCUUGCUCGAAAUGAAAAAUACAAUAUGAGUCUUUUGUAUUUUCUGCUGUUCUGAAUAUCAUGUUCGC
This is a messenger RNA of Mycotypha africana, 493 nucleotides long. RefSeq lists its product as uncharacterized. Bases 21 to 290 code for a protein of 89 amino acids. The transcript has a single exon. Lineage: Eukaryota; Fungi; Mucoromycota; Mucoromycetes; Mucorales; Mycotyphaceae. The record is from RefSeq and is a predicted model, not a curated record. Gene Ontology annotation, molecular function: calcium ion binding.